Molecule: messenger RNA, 2361 nt
Organism: Lotus japonicus
Lineage: Eukaryota; Viridiplantae; Streptophyta; Magnoliopsida; Fabales; Fabaceae
Product: transcription factor bHLH87
Exons: 3
Coding region: 676-1980 (434 amino acids)
Biological process (GO): regulation of DNA-templated transcription
Molecular function (GO): DNA-binding transcription factor activity; protein dimerization activity
Source: RefSeq, a predicted model, not a curated record
UGCUCUCACACACCCAUCCAGCUGACCCAAAAGCCUUAUCUUUUCCAAAAACCAUUGUAAUGCUCAAAACUGUUAAAGCAUAACCAACGAGUGGUUGCGAUUGGUUCAAGUGGUAUAUGUUUGAUUGCCCUUAAUUAAUGUCUCAGGGUUCGAGUUAAUCAAUGUCGCGGGUUUGAGUAUCGUGGAUGGAGAAAAUCUUGCUGGCAGAGCUAGCACCACCAGAAUGCGGAUGUUCCGGGCUCGCAUAUGAUUUGCUUCCGGUGGAGGAUAAUUGUGCUGUGUUAGAAAAAUAAAACUGUUAAAGCAUGUUAUAAAUACUAGUCUCUCCUUUUUUUUCCCUAUUGCAUAAUACAUGAUCAAAGGCCUAUUUGUUAUACAAAUUUCGUGACAUAAUUGUUCAAGUACCAAUAUUUGUUUUGUUGUACAAGUUUGUACCUAUUGUUCUUCCUAUCUAUAUAAUCUUCUCUUCAACAAACACACCCUGCAUCAGCAAUUCAGUACCAGUCUUCCAUUUCAUCUGGAGCUUUAUCACAAAUUUUCAUCCAACUGAAUUGAAGAAGGAAGUUAAAGCAAGGACUCUCAUCCUGUUGGCUCUUUGGGUAGUGUUCUGGUUUUGAAAGCAGCUGGAUCUAGACUGACUGCACUUCAUCAAAGAUUGUUGUUAACUAGUUAUCAAUGGAUGGUCUGAGCUGGGAUGCUUCACAACUUGUUGAGAACAUACCAAUCUUGUGGAGCACUCAGCCACAAGACCUGGAUCAAAUAGACUACUCCAUGACCAACCCAUGUUCAAGUUUUCUUAAUUAUCAAAUGCAAGAGAUGAUGCAGAAGGAGCAAACAAACCAUCUAUAUCCCAUUUCUGAAAAGGUGACUUCAGAGAUAAUGAGUGGGAUGCUAAACACAAAUGUGUCACAGAGAGAAGAAGCCAUGACUGUGAAAUCAGGAGCUGGAACCAGUUGGGAAGAACCUUUCACAUCUCAAUCAUGCAUGUCCCUUUCAAUCAGCAAUUAUGUGACAGAUUUCAACAUGGCCCACCAGCAAAAACAACAACUUAUCAAUGGCACACAAAACAUCAAUGCUAGUACUACUUGCUCUCUAGAAUCAUCACUUGAUUGCUUGCUUUCAACCACUAAUAGCAACAACACUGACACAUGUGUCCAAGAUGAUGGCAUUUCCAUGAUUUUAUCUGACUGCAGAAACUUAUGGAACUUCAGUGCAGUUUCCUCUGGUGAAUCUGAGAGCAAUGCUUCCAAUGCUAGAAACAAAGACAUGCAGUAUCCUCCAGUCAAUGAACUAGAUGAAAUCAUAUCUCAAUGUCCCUCUGAUCAACAUGUCAGUCAAGGUACUAAUAUCAUAGAUUCUAAUGUUCAUUGCAAAAAAAGGAACAAUGAGCUUAUCAAAAUUGCAGCAAGUGAACCCUGCUUCAGCAUUACUGAAAAUUGUGGCGGUUUCAAGCUUAUCUCAGAGAAUCCACCACAAUCCAAGAAACCCAGAUUUGAUAAGUGUCCUGGCUCAUCAAACAUAAAUUUUCAGCAGCCAAAUUCUAAUUCUGUGUCACAUUCCAUUGAAGAACCUGAUCCAGAGGCCUUAGCACAAAUGAAGGAAAUGAUAUAUAGAGCUGCAGCUUUUAGGCCAGUGAAUUUGGCUGAGGAAGUGGUGGAAAUGCCUAAAAGGAAGAAUGUGAGAGUAUCAACUGAUCCACAAACUGUGGCUGCAAGGCAGAGGAGGGAGAGAAUAAGUGAGAGGAUUAGGGCUUUGCAGAAGAUUGUGCCUGGUGGGAGCAAGAUGGACACUGCAUCGAUGCUUGAUGAAGCUGCAAACUACCUCAAGUUUCUCAGAUCUCAAGUCAAAGCAUUAGAGAAUCUAGGGAAUAAGCUUGACUCAAUGAAGUGUCCUCCUACUAGCAUAGCCUUCUCUUUCAACCCUUCUUUUCCCAUGCAAACCCAUUUCCCUGUCCAAAACCCUAGAGGCCACAUCCAAUAGCAAAAUGAUUUGUGGACAUCCGCAUAAUGCAGACACUCCGCAGACACCUAAAGUGAGAAAGGAAGAGAAGAAAGAGAAGUAAUAGUGAUUUAUGUUGUGAUGUGAAAAGAAGAGAGAAAUAGUGAAAAAAUAUGAGAAGUAUGUUAGGUGUCUAAUUGUUUAGAUGUCUAAGUAUCAUUAGUGCAUCCAAUGCUCCUGGAGUUGAAAUAAUUAUUAUCCAUAUCAUGGAAGAACAGAUGUAAAAUGGGGUCAAAUAACCCUUCAUACCCUCUAAUUGUUUCAUCUAAUGACAAUUAUUGACAUAUCCUCAUGUUGUAGCCAGAGUUUCAAUGUUAUUCAUUGUAGACCAGGAUGUAAUUUUCUUCAGAACAUCUCUAAUGA